Messenger RNA from Fusarium proliferatum ET1, 177 nucleotides. RefSeq lists its product as uncharacterized. Lineage: Eukaryota; Fungi; Ascomycota; Sordariomycetes; Hypocreales; Nectriaceae. The coding region runs from base 1 to 177 and encodes 58 amino acids. The transcript is spliced from 2 exons. The record is from RefSeq and is a predicted model, not a curated record.
AUGCACCCCAAGAAUGAGGCAGCAUCAACAUUUUUAGCACUCGGUGCAAGAAGGAACGACGCCUGCGAUGUGUCUCUCGUUUUGGUAUUGGGCUUUUCAGCAUGCGUCAACACUGCUAAGCAUGGCAAGUGGGAGGAACGGUACUUCUUUCAACCUGGCAGUGCUAUGAUUGGCUAG